Messenger RNA from Plodia interpunctella (Indianmeal moth), 4047 nucleotides. Its product is annotated as mucin-3B-like. The coding region runs from base 237 to 3521 and encodes 1094 amino acids. The transcript is spliced from 4 exons. NCBI's taxonomy places the organism in Eukaryota, Metazoa, Arthropoda, Insecta, Lepidoptera, Pyralidae. The record is from RefSeq and is a predicted model, not a curated record.
ACCUUUCGACGCGCGCGCAGCCUCCACCACACAAUUGUUCAAGCACGCGCAUUUCUCUCACGUGGGAACCGAACUUUUUCGUGCUUUACCAACUAUUCAUCAGCCUCAAUCGAAGCGUACGCACGUAAUGCCAGUAUACUACCAGUGCUUGUGUUAUCAGUGCGGCCGGUGAUAUGAUGUGAAAGUUGAGUGAUGAUCUAUAGCGAUUGGGAUCUUCGUAUCAGAUAAGCGGAGACAUGGCCGUCACGCCGAUAAUCCCAUUGCUUCUAUUCGUCGUGGUCAUCAAAUGUAAUGCUGAUGGCACUGGACACAAGCCUGGGAACGGCGCGUCACAAUUCGGAGAUCUCCUCAAGCCGCCGCCACCUCCGCCUCGCUCUCCAAUACAACCGGUGCCAUUCCAUGGCGGAGGAAGAGUGCAGAGGCAAAACUUGGACAGUGGAUACCAUUACCCACCCCCUCCACCACCUCCUACCUCAGACUUUAAAUUCCCAGCGCCAUUUUACAAACAAUACAAUUUCAACUUCGUACCACCACCCCAGCCUUUUACAACCACCCCUUCACCAUCGUUAUUUCAAAAAGUCUCGGGUUGGUUGUUUUCCACACAGCUACCACCUAACCAAGACACAAAUUCACUCGUUACCAAUCAUGUAGCACCUAUCAAAAAAGAUUGCAAUCCUUGCAAUCUUGUGCCAUGGAUACCAGUGAUUAGAUACAAUGUAGGAGCUAAAAAUAUAUAUCAAAGUCCUAAUCCAACAUAUGGACCUCCUAGUCCAACCGCAUACCCUAAUACACUGAAUUUACCUAUAUUGAGCACUCAGAAAACUCCACAAUUAUUACCUGCAGUCCCACAUGCAGUGUAUGGUCCACCGGCGCCGUUCCAGAGUACUUCUUUACAUGGUUUUGCAAGUUCAACAUAUGGACCACCUAGUCCUACACACACUAUUUCAGUUUCAUCACAUAUUUCUAAUUCUCCUCAUUCGUCAACAAGUAAUUCGUAUUCCUCACCAUCUUCAUCAUUUGGUUUACCGAGUAGUACAUAUGGUGUACCCAGUAGUUCAUAUGGCGUACUUAGCAGUUCAUAUGGUACACCUGGUAAUUCAUAUGAGGUACCUAGUAGUACAUAUGGGGUACCUAGUAGCACAUAUGGAGUACCUAGUAGCUCAUAUGGGGUGCCUAGUAGCUCUUACGGAGUACCUAGUAGCUCGUAUAGCGUACCUAGUAGUUCAUACGGAAUACCAAGUUCAUCCUUUAGUAUUAUUCCAUCUAAGGAAAUAUCUUCAUUUAGCAACACAAAUUCAUUUAAAUCUCAACCCAGUUCAACAUAUAGACCUCCAACCGAUAUGUACUCACUCGCUCAUUCCACAACUCCUUCUUAUAUAUCUUCUACUUAUGCAUCAGUUACAGCGCAUUAUGAACCAAAUCAGUUACAAAGUUCAGAACCAGUUACUGAGCUACAACUUCCAGAUGUAUCUCCACCCGUUAUAUUCAAAAAUUCAUAUGGAGAACCCAUAUCCAAUCCUAAUUCAUUAAAUAUACCAUCUGCUACAGCCGCAGAAUCGACAAAAAUAAAAACGGAGGUUUUGCCAAAUGACAAUACAAGAUAUCCUAUACCGAAUACAACAUUCUCACUUGCCAAUCCUGCUCCAUUCACACUGAAUCGAGGAAGAAAUAUUCAUACUCUACAGCCUGUUGCUUUACCCAAUUUGAGUGUAUCUCCUUUACCUCCUAUUUUUAAUGCACGUCCAUUCAGGCCGCCGUCUAAAUUUGAACCAAAACUAGUUCAGGGAAUUAAUUCCAUGCAGCACACAUCAAAUGUUGAUAUAUCACCGAGUAUUCCUGUUGCGGAGUUUACUCAUUCCAUUGAUUAUCCCGCGACUAUAAUCCAAUCGCCUGUAAUUGAUUUAGAAAUUUUAAGGAAUCAGAACCGUACGAAAGCUUAUAGAAAUUUUCCUAAUGGAUUUAUUGUUGACGAUGUCAGAGACAUUUCAUCGCAAGCUUCUGAUGACCAUGUAUCGAAAACAAAAUCAAUAUCAGAUGCAAGUUUUGAAAGUACAGGAAUUGACGAUGGAAAUGACCUAUAUGAUAGAGGUGUACCUACUGAUUUAAAACCAAUAAGUGUACCAUCGAAUCAUAGACCUACUUUUGCAGAUUUAAGAGGUGUAAAAGAUGAAGACGUUGAUAAAUAUCGCACUGAAAACAAUCUGCAAAACAUUGAUUCACCUCUUUUGUAUCUUAAACCAAGGGCACCUCAUAAGGAUCAUGGUAACUUUGCAUAUGUGCUAUCAACACCUAGCAAUAAUAACGAUUACGAGAUCUAUGAUGACAUACAGACAACACCAGCAUCGUCUAUACUCACCAGCGAUUGGGAAAAUAAUAAAGCCCAUUUUGCUCAAAGUUCAUCUCCUCAAGAAUACGCUGAUAAACCCAAAAUAGUACAAAUUAUAGUUCCAUAUACAACAAAUAAAGAACUUGGUCAACUUGAUUUAAAUUUGGGCCAGGAAAGUCAGGACUGGAGCUUGAGAGAUGACGAUGAAUAUCAAGCUAGAAAAAUACCAACAAAUACAGAAAGCCCUUAUACAAGUACUGUUACAGAUAGUUACAGUACUACUGAAGAAACAACUUCGACAGCCACAGAAAGUUAUGAUUCAGAUCGUCUUAAUACGGCAGAUAUUUUAAAUGAUCUAUAUGACGUAAAGGAACCUCCCUUUGAUAUAAUUAAGUUGCAACAUACGAUCGACGAAUGGACUGCGCAAGAAUAUUCUAAGCGGCAUAAAAUACCACAGAAAUCUCGUAACGUAGAAAAAUAUGCUAAACAAAUCCCAGAUGACUUCUUUACCACGACUGUUCCUACAAAUUAUGUCUCAUCUACUAUUGAUUAUAACUAUGAAUUUUAUGAUCAUGAAGGCUCUAGCAGUAUACAGCAUACAGUUACAGAAGACAAAAAUAAUUCAUCUCUUAAAUCUUGGAAACAAUACAAUACAAUUGAAAGGCCUAAAUCGAAACACAAUAGUGGUAAAAAUAAAGACGAAGAUGAGAUACAUAAACUACAUAUUUACACAGCAGCCUCUACUUUUAGAAGUACUACCACGACACCAGCUCCAUGGGGUAAAAUUCAAACUUCAAUAUCACCAUUGACAAAAGAAAAGGUUUAUGUUGUCACUUCAAAGCCAUGGCAAGAUUCCCGAAACUUAACAAAAGAAUGGUUUGAUCCAGAGUCUUUCGAAUUUAAAAAGAUACGUGGAGACAACGAGGCAUCAACAUCAGAUAAUUUCCCUUUUAAAUCCCCGAGAUUUUAUAAUCGUCCAUCUACAGGAUUCACAUCUGCUGACAAAACUGAAUCUAUGAAAUCAGAUUCUUCAUAUAGUUUCUCAAAAAGCUGGUAUGAAAGCAUAAAUGACCUGGAGAAUCGCGAACAACGCAGCAAUACAGCCCUGCCUGAAGGUCUCCAACAGACACAUUUUUCUAAUGAGGACGAGGAUAUAACAGAUACCACGACUGUAGGUCAUCAUGAAGACAAUUAAAUAUGUGAUACAUUUAUUCAUCACUCAAGUGUUUAAUUGUGAAAUAUAUCUAUGAGGUGAAAUUAAAAAAAAAAAAAACUGUGAGAAUAAACUCUAAAGUAGUGAGAGUAAGUGAAAGACACAACAAAAGUGAUUAACUCAUGGUGACUCAAUGUUUGAACAAUGAAAUAACAUGUUACAAAAUAUUUACUUAAUGUGUGAAUAGAUUUAAGAAUUUUAUUCGAGCAAAUUAAGAAGAAUACCAAUAUAUUAGUGGUAGUGUUCUUUUUAAUUUGAUCAACUAUAUUUUGAUGAAAAUGUACCUACCUAUUUAUGUUAAAACUGUUUUUCUAAAUCUUAGUAAACGUCAAGAGAUUGUAAUAACAAAAUAUCAUGAUAACCAAAGUUUCUUAGAAUGUCUUUACGAUGUCAUAUGCAAGCAAGAAUUAUCUCUUCCAUUAUUUUAUAGCCAAAUGUUUGUUGUUCUUGAUACAAAGUAAACAAACGUAAUGUAAAUACUCUCAUGUAAAUAAAUGCAACGAAGUGA